Messenger RNA from Coregonus clupeaformis (lake whitefish), 3084 nucleotides. RefSeq names its product BCL2 associated athanogene 3 (gene bag3). Lineage: Eukaryota; Metazoa; Chordata; Actinopteri; Salmoniformes; Salmonidae. The record is from RefSeq and is a predicted model, not a curated record. Gene Ontology annotation, molecular function: protein-folding chaperone binding. The transcript has 4 exons. Bases 250 to 2184 code for a protein of 644 amino acids.
UAUCGAAUCCGCCCAUUGACCAAUGAUACAUUUAUAACUGUAGCCAAACAAACAUAGGUGUUCCUGUCCUGACUGUAAAUGCCAGAUCGCCUCACUGUUGGUCUGGCACCUUCUCCCUGAAUCUCGAGACACUGGCAGUGGCAACUUUUUCUCAAUCCCAACAUUGACCGUGCUAUUUCGAGAAACUUCCAGCCCCCUUUCUCACACGUCACCGUGCGGAAUCUUUAAAGGAUCCGUUGACUGUAUAAAAUGGCACAGUAUAAAGGAUCAAGGAGUUUGAGCAGCAUGAAGACACAGUCACCAAUGGUAGAUAUGGCCAAUAACAACGACCCUCUACCCCCAGGAUGGGAAAUUAAAAUUGACCCACAGACAGGAUGGCCUUUUUUUGUGGAUCACAUUAAUCGCACAACAAGCUGGAAUGACCCCAGACACGAUGUCAAAAAGGUCAGCCAGUUGUCUCAAAAUGGCCCAAGUGUGCCCCCAGAGCUGAGUCCUCAGGAGAUGCAGAAGUCCUUUGUGAAGGACAUGAAGCACCCCACCCUCCGCCAGGGUUACAUACCAAUUCCAGUCUGCCAUGAAGGCGUAGACCUCCGUCAGCAACACCCAUGUUUCUCCUACAUCCAGCCGACUGCUCUGCAAAAUGUACGGGCAGACAGGCAGACACCCUCCCCCACCCCGACGCUCCACUGCAGGCCUAGAUCUCCUUUGCAGGGUCCCUCCGAGAGCACUACUCCUGAGCCCUGCAUGUCCUGUUCACCUAGUUUACAAGGACCUGAGGGCCAUCCCCUCCACCAGCCCCCGCGACCCAGCAGCACAGGCCUCCAGGCAGGUUAUAUCCCCAUCCCAGUGAUCCACGAGAGGGCCGGAGGUCACUCACAACAAGCCCCUGUCAACCCCGCUCUCUACACCCAGCGCUUUCCGGCUUACUCAGAGCACCAGCCCUCCUUCCACCGACUGCAGCCAGAGGACUGGAGCAGUCAUCAUGGGGCCACGCCCUCUUCCCGGGAGCGUGCCUCCCCAUCCCCAAGCGGGCUUCCCCAGCACCGCGAGACUGCCGCCAUCCAUAUCCCACCGCAUAUAAGGAGCCAGUCUCCCCUCAGAGCACAGGUCAUUACAGAGAGACCACAGGUCCAGGUCCACCACCAUGUGCCACAGAGAGAAUCACCCCACAGAAUGGAGCAGGAGCAGGAGAUCUCUCAGUAUCCUCAAACAGCGCAGAGAGAGGCUGACACACAGCAGCGUCAACAGCCACAGAUCUCACAGCAACCACAGCAGCCACCACAACAGCCACAACAGUACCAAGGACCACAACAACCACAGCAGCAACAACAUUAUCAACAACAGCCACAACAACCACAGCAGCCACAACAACCACAGCAGCCACAACAAUCACAACAACUCCCACAGCAGCCACAACAGUACCAACAGCCAAAACAAUCACAACAAUACCAACAACCUGAACAGUACCAAAAACCACAGCAGCCACAACAGUACCAACAGCCACAACAAUACCAACAACCUGAACAGUACCAAAAACCACAACAACCACAGCAGCCACAACAGUACCAACAGCCACAACAAUACCAACAACCUGAACAGUACCAACAACCACAACAACCGCAGCACUAUCAACAACCACAACAGUCCCAGCAACAACCACAACCUCCUCAACAACCCCAGCCACAGCCGCAACUGCAGCCACAACAGACAGCAAACAUCACAGUCCAGAUGUCUCCGAAACCAGAAGCCCAGGAGCCAGUGGCUGUUCCUGCUCCACAGGAGGACCUGCCCCCAAAAGCAGAAAACGAGCCCACCGCUCCGUGUCACCCAGGCUUGGCUAAAGUGCAAAAGAUAGAGGAGAGAGUUGCGAAACUGGAGCAAGAGGUGAAAUGCUUUGAUGGGAAGAAGAACGAUAAGAGGUACUUGCUGCUGGAGGAGCUGUUGACCAAAGAGCUUUUGGCAUUGGACUCCGUGGACCCAGAGGGGCGUGUGGACGUGCGACAGGCGCGACGCGACGGAGUCCGGAGGGUCCAGAACACACUGGAUGCACUGGAGAUGCUGGAUGAGCGGCCAUCGGGGUCAGUCAAUGAGUCCUCGAUGGAGGGCGACAGCCUGCCACAGAAAGCAGAGCAGCCCAGCAUGAUCAGCCAAGCGAAUGUGGAGAUGGCCAGAGAGAUCUCAUAAUGACUGUAUAGCUUGAUUAGAGUGAAGAGGAGCGAAAUGUAGUCAAAGAUAACGUGGAAAUAGGCUGCUCUAAAUGGUCCCUAUACCACCCUUUCUACUGCAGAUAUCACAUAUGAACUAUACGAUGCAUGUAUUACUUAAUGUACAGUGUUGGUAUUGUCUGGCAUUCGCCACAUACUGUAUGUGAUGGUGGUAUCGGAGUGCAACAUGUAUUCAAUGAUGUUAAGCCAUUGUUGUCGUCUUUUGCUGUGCCGAUGUCUUUUUGCAAGACCAUUUUCAUGAUCAACGUGUUAAAGAGACAUGCAGUAUAGAGGUUAUAUAAGAGGCCUUUAUCCAUCCAUAUAUAAGAAAAAAAUGGACGUGUAUGUAGUUGAUUUCGGAUCAUGUGAUGUGGUUGUUUUAAAGUUAUUCAAUACAUAUUCAAUAAGAAGAACACUGGUAUGGAUAGUAGUAGACGACAUCUCUAUAAGAAAGGGCUUCUGUGGCGAUUCUAAGAGAUGUCUAAUAUUUCCUCUUAUUUUUAAUCCACUACUUUGAGAAACAAUAUUUACCUCAGAUUCUGUAAGAAGAAAUGGGACAAAUCAAUAUUAGUGAAUGUUAAUAACUCAGUCAGAGAAAAGCAUUUAUGUUUGUGCCUCAGAUGACAGAGCCACUUGAGAGCAAAAUCUUCUUUUUUUUCCUCAAUGAAAAAAUAGUUAUUUCACACACAUACCCAACAAAUUAUAUGGUUAAUUUGGGUUUCAUUAGUUUCAGCCCGUAGGUGCAUUGCCUGUUUUGCUGUCCUGGGCCCGGUUGCAUGAGAAAUCUUCAGUUAAUUUCUCCUUUAUCUUUUCCCCUUCAAGUUUCCAAAACAUUUUAAGGUGAAUUUCUUCCUUAAAUAAAGUGAAAAAGUUAAGGGUG